AUGGCGGAUGGAGAUAGUGACAAUGAUAGCGAUUUUCACUGGACUGAUGAUGAUGAAAAUAAAAGCCCUACAAAUCUUUAUGGGGAGGCUUCUGAGGCAGGUCCUUCUCGGCCUAGUUUAUAUUCCCAUUUCAUUGCAAUGGGGUUUAGUGGAGACAUGGUUGAAAAGGCCAUUAAGGAAAAUGGAGAAGGAGAUCCUGAAGCUAUUCUUCAAAUUCUACUAAAUUCAUCAGACGCUGGAAAGUCUCCUUUGCGCCCUGGAGAUGCCACUGCUGAACGUCCGGUUGCUGAUGAUGAAGAUUCCUCUGAUGAUUGGCAUAUUGAUGAUAAAGAGGACUUCAUAGACGAUUUGCCAUCAAAAGAUAGAAAAUUAUUGUUAUUGGUAGAUAUGGGCUACUCUCCAGAAGACGCAGCCGCAGCCAUAGACAGAUGUGGACAUGAAUCUACAAUUCUGGAGCUGGCAGAUUCGAUUCAUGCUGCUCAAAUCGCCUUGGAAUCUGAUGAAAUGGAACAGGAUUAUCCCAAGCCUCGUUUUGAGGCCGGAGAAGGAUCCAGCCGCCGUUCAACAACAGAGAAGAAGAAGACAAACGAUCCAAAACAAAAGUCAAAAAAAAGCAGCACCUUCAGAACCCGAAAGGAUCAUGUGAGGAAACCUCCCCCGGACUUGGACGAUGCAAAGAUCACCAUUCCCAAGCCAAUGGUAGGCUUCGGCCUCCCAAACCAGACCUGCAUCACACAAAGAACACUCCCAGAUGAAGCCAUCGGCCCCCCAUACUUCUACUAUGAGAAUAUCGCUCUCACACCCAAAGGAGUCUGGGAAACCAUCUCACGCAUUCUCUACAACAUCAAGCCAGAGUUUGUCGACUCCAAGUACUUCUGCGCAGCCGCCAGAAAGCGGGCUUACAUCCAUAACCUCCCAAUCGAAGGCCGGCAUCCGCUCCUCCCCAUUCCCCCCAAAACCAUCCAAGAGGCCUUGCCCAUGACAAAGCAAUGGUGGCCGAAAUGGGACCAGAGAACUCAGCUCAAUUGCCUGCACACCGCCAUCGCCACUAUUAAGAUAACAGAGAAUAUCACCAGGGCUUUGCGUGAAAGCGGAGAAAAUCCAAAGACAAGCGUGCGAGAUUACAUUAUAAGGGAAUGUAGGAAAUGGAACCUUGUCUGGAUUGGACAUCACAGGGUGGCCCCCCUGGAACCAAGUGAAUUCGAGAUGUUACUUGGUUUCCCAAUCAAUCAUACCAGAGGUGGAGGUACUAGCCGGACUGAGAGGUAUAAAUCAUUGGGGAAUUCAUUUCAAGUUGAUACAGUGGCUUACCAUCUCUCUGUUCUGAAGAAAAUGUUUCCUUAUGGGAUUAAUGUGCUGUCUCUGUUUUCCGGCAUUGGCGGAGCUGAAGUGGCUCUGCACAAUCUGAGAAUUUUUAUGAAGACAGUUGUUUCGGUUGAGAAAUCAGAGAUCAAUAGAAAUAUAUUGAGGAACUUUUGGAGGCAGACGAGACAGAAGGGGAAUUUGAUUGAUCUGGAAGAUGUGCGGCAGCUGGACGUAGAUAUGAUUGAGAGUUUGAUGAAGCAGUAUGGACCGUUUGAUCUCGUUAUUGGAGGAAGUCCGUGUAAUAACUUGACGGGGAGUAACCGUUAUACUCGUGAUGGUUUGGAGGGAGAGCAUUCCUCUCUGUUUUACGACUAUUUUCGUGUUCUUGACAUUGUUAAGUCAUUGAUGGCGAAGAAACGGUGA
This is a messenger RNA of Phalaenopsis equestris, 1728 nucleotides long. RefSeq names its product DNA (cytosine-5)-methyltransferase DRM2-like. The transcript has 8 exons. The record is from RefSeq and is a predicted model, not a curated record. Gene Ontology annotation, cellular component: nucleus. Gene Ontology annotation, molecular function: DNA (cytosine-5-)-methyltransferase activity. Bases 1 to 1728 code for a protein of 575 amino acids. Lineage: Eukaryota; Viridiplantae; Streptophyta; Magnoliopsida; Asparagales; Orchidaceae.